Messenger RNA from Cynocephalus volans (Philippine flying lemur), 530 nucleotides. RefSeq names its product G protein subunit gamma 2 (gene GNG2). Gene Ontology annotation, molecular function: G-protein beta-subunit binding. NCBI's taxonomy places the organism in Eukaryota, Metazoa, Chordata, Mammalia, Dermoptera, Cynocephalidae. The transcript has 3 exons. Bases 104 to 319 code for a protein of 71 amino acids. Gene Ontology annotation, biological process: G protein-coupled receptor signaling pathway. The record is from RefSeq and is a predicted model, not a curated record. Gene Ontology annotation, cellular component: heterotrimeric G-protein complex.
AGUGUAAGCUCCUUGAAAACAGAGGUUGCAUCCGGUUGCUUCUUCUAUCUCUGGCUCCCAGCACUGCCUUGCACAAGUGUCUGAAGACCCAUCCAGCACUCCGAUGGCCAGCAACAACACCGCCAGCAUAGCCCAAGCCAGGAAGCUGGUAGAGCAGCUUAAGAUGGAAGCCAACAUUGAUAGGAUAAAGGUCUCCAAGGCAGCUGCAGACUUGAUGGCCUACUGUGAAGCGCAUGCCAAGGAGGAUCCCCUCCUGACCCCCGUUCCAGCUUCAGAAAACCCAUUUAGGGAGAAGAAGUUUUUCUGUGCCAUCCUUUAAGUCUUCAAGAGCAGCCUGAAGAGCCUCAGGGCUCCUGGGACAUUGAUGUAGAGUUUUUAGCAAAGUGGGCACCUUUCUAGUCCACAGCAUUUGAAGAGAAGGAGAAACAUCUUGGGAACUCCAGGCUAUGCAUGUUUAAAGAGCUGGCCCCCUUUAUGAGAAUGAAAACUGAUCCACAUCCUGAGUUAAGAGAUCUGAUUUGCAGAACUGC